AUGGAUAUAGAUAUGGAAAAUUUUGUAACUUACGACAGCAUGGCUAGAGCUGAAAUUGUGAAACGGAGAGCUGAAGGCAAUGAAAGAAGAGCCGCGUUUAGGAAAAAUAUAAAAAUUAUUAUGACGUCAUCCACCGCAUAUCCGUUUAAAUAUAUCAAGGGGACAUACUUGUGUUUCUUUUGUGAGAAUUCAUUUCUAGAGCCGGAAAAACUAAGGGAACACACUCAAAAAAUACACACAGACCGAGCUUUUAAGCUAAAGAAAUAUGAGCCCUUGAAAAUGGAUUUUUCGGCUUCGAUUUGUAAACUAUGCGGCACAGGUGUGGAUGACUAUUUAAAUUUAAAAGCACAUUUGCGUGAUCACGGCAAAAUAUUGGAUAGCACCCACGGGGAAUCAAUUCUACCGUACAAAUUGACUAAGGAUGACCACUGCUGCCAAAUAUGCGGAAAGCGGUAUGAGAUGUUUUUAAGUCUUCACCGCCACAUGAAUGAUCACUACGAACACUUUAUCUGUGAAACAUGUGGCAAAAGGUUUGCCACUACGCAAAGACUACUGAACCACUCACGGACUCACGAAAGAAGAGAUUUUCCUUGCAAACAUUGUGGAGAGACGUCCUCGUCAUACGCUGCAUUAUACGCGCACAUUGCAAAAGUACACAGGCUAAAUAAGAGAUACAAAUGUCCUAUUUGUGACGAAAAGUUUGCUUCCUAUAAAUAUAGGAUAAAACAUCUGAAUACCGUCCACGGUGAAAAAACUACACUAUUCCCCUGUCCGUCAUGUCCAAAGGUAUUCGAUCUCUGCAGCCGCAGAACCGCUCACGUCAGAUCUCAUCAUCUGCAGGAGAGGAACCACACUUGUUCCGUCUGUGGGAUGAAGUUCUUCAGUAACUAUGAGCUGCAGGAGCACAGCGUGAAGCACGUCGGUGCUAGAAUAUACCAGUGCGACGUUUGUAAGAAAUCGUACGCCAGGUUGAAAACAUUGAGGGAACAUAUGCGUAUACAUAACAACGACAGACGAUUCGUGUGUCCGGCCUGCGGGGCCUCGUUUAUACAGAAAUGUGAUGAUCACGGUCAAGAUGAUGUAGUUGUCAGCGCUGUAAUGCACAGUGACGAUAGCUUGUUGGGUCAGGGAAUUUUAAAGGAAGAUAGUCAUGUCGGCUUUGAAACUAUUAUUCCCAUUAGAGAACACGAUUACGAUUUUAUAACUGGAAUAGACAGUGACAGUUUUAUGAUUAAAGAUAAACAUUUAUCUGAGGAGGGCAAUUGUGCUCUGCAUACACCAAUAUCUUGUAGUGAACAGGAAUAUGAUACAAAUUCUGGUAUAAAUUUUGAUAGCAUUAUCUCGAAUGAUAUACUCAUGGCUGGAGAGAGUAAUUCAUGCUCUCAAGCUCUCAUAUCAUACAAUGAGCCUGAUUGCGAUGUAACUUCUGAUAUAAAUAAGGAGGAGAGUGUUGAUUGGCCCGGUGUAGACUUGGAUCUAGACGACAUAUUCAUAUUUGAAAUCAGCGAAAGGUCGUUUUGUACGACAUGCGACGAAGAAUUUAUAAAUCUCGACCUAUUAAACGAACACAUGAUUAUACACGAUGACAAAUACAUUUGCGAACAGUGUGGAACGGAUUUUAAGAAAUUAGAUUUGUUAGAAAACCACUCUUUGACGCAUCUGUCUAAAACGUUUCUGUGUCUGGUUUGCUCUUUAGCUUUACCGUCAGAAGAUGAAAGGAAUAAACAUUUUAGAGCCAACCACAAAAAUAUAGUUAUACACAAAUGCCCGUUCUGUCCGGAAAUAUUCCGGAAUUAUAUUUAUAGAGACAAACAUGCAUUACGGAAACACGGUGUCAAGUAUAAAGGGUUCCCAUGCUUCCAUUGUUCCAAAUCAUACGCGUCGAAUGCAAAAUUGAAGGCUCACACACAUUCGAUUCACAGCGAAGAAAAACGUUUCUCAUGUGAAAAUGAAGAAGAUAACGGAGUACAUACUUCCAAAAAAGAGAAGGAAAACAUGAAUGUAAAGAAAAUAUUUGAUGAAGACGCCAUAAAGACCAGGAAAACUAACGCCUGUCUACUCCUAGAAAAUGCAAGGAUAUAUCCAUUUAGAUGGACAAAAAAUUUAUACCUUUGCUUUUACUGCGACCAACAGUUCACUGAUCCGGCUCAGUUAAGGGAUCACAGUUACGUGAAUCACGUUAGGCAAACGGAUGUGCAAAUUAAAAAGGCGUGUGCAAAACUUAAAAAACACGAAUUAAUAAAAAUUGAUAUAACAGAAUUGGGUUGUAAACUUUGUAUCACUGGAUUCACCGACAUGACAGAUUUGAAGAGACAUUUAGUAACCAAACAUUCUGUAAAUAUACAAUUAAACUCCCAGGAUGGUUUGCUGCCAUUCAGAAUAACUAAAAACAGUUUCCCUUGUGCUGUUUGUGGCGAAAAUUUCGAUGAGUUCACAACAUUAAACCAUCACAUGAAUGUCCAUUAUCAGAAUUUCAUUUGUGAGCAAUGCGGAGCAGGCUUCAUGACGCCCGAUCGCCUAAGAACGCAUGCGUUCACCCACGAGAUGGGUUCAUUCCCUUGUCACGUUUGUGACAAAGUAUUCCGCUCUAUGAACGCAAAGAACGAACACUACUCCAUUGUUCAUAAGAAAGUCAAAAGGCACAGAUGUCCUCACUGUCCGGAGACUUUCCAUAACUAUUUUCAAAGGAAUAAACACAUAUCAUCUUUUCAUGGCAUGAAGUUAAAAGAAUUUAAAUGUACUCUCUGUCCUAAGGUGUUCACGUCGAGCGGUAAGUUAGGGGUUCAUACGAGAACGGUGCACUUGAAGAUGAAAAGACACGCUUGCGAUCUCUGCGAGUGGAAGUUUUAUUCGAAAUCUGAAUUGAAAGAUCACAUGAUCAGACAUGGGGGGGAACGGAAAUUUCAAUGCAAUAUCUGCAAGAAAGCUUAUGCCAGGAAAUGUACAUUACGCAUGGACUCUUUAUCGACGGAUAAUACGACGCCAGCUAAAAGGAUAAUACCACUAUUUCAAGUAGCAUACGAUCGCAGCCUCUGUAGACCCUUGGGGACUGUUACUGCCUUCCGAAAGUUGCGUCUAAAUGGCAAAGUUAAAAUGCCAUCAUCUGCAAUGCUAGGGUCGUUAACAUCGUCUCGUAGUCCUUCGCCCAUAUCAUUUGAGAGGAGAUCGCCAUCCCCAAAUAAAACCGCUCCUCCUGUUAUAUCUAUACCAAAAACAAAGAAAGCCCAAACAGAUUACCGCCAGAAUGCACUGACGGUUUUUGAAUACUCAACGGUAUAUCCAUUUAUAUACGGUAACAAUAAGUUUAAAUGUUUCGUCUGCGCACAACCCUACCUCGAUAUUACUCUUUUAAGGCAGCAUAUGAAUGAAGAACACACUUUCGCACCUCUAAAGAGAUUACUGAAUAACAGAAGAGAAAACGUUCUCAAAGUCGAUGUCGGGGAACUCUCUUGUAAUAUAUGCACAGUCAAACCGAAAGAUUUACUGCAGUUGAAGGUGCAUUUGAAAGAAGAACAUCAGAAAAUUAUCGAUCCGGAUUUGCAGGACAACAUGAUCCCUUUCAAAUUGGAGCCUCAGGACGGUUCGUUCAAAUGUGUGAUAUGCGAGGAAACUUUCAUUAAAGUUCGUAUUUUGGUUAUACAUAUGAGCGUCCACUUCAGCAACUACAGCUGCGAGAUUUGCGGAUCAGGUUUCAUGACUUUGCGACUCCUGAAGAAACAUUUGGAAGUGCACGAAACUGGAAAUUUUCCGUGUGAGAAAUGCAACAAGGUAUUUAGCACGCCUUACAAGAGAUCUCUUCACGUUCGUGGCGUACAUCUGAAGCAGUAUCCCAGGAGGUGUCCCAUUUGUCCCGAGAGGUUUAAUUCUAACUACAGGAGGACCAUUCACCUCCAGGAUGUCCACAACCAGUCGACAAGAGUCCAUAAAUGUGAGACUUGCGGCAGAGGAUUCAAUUUGAAAUAUCACCUCAUCUGUCACACUCGUUCUGUACACCUCCAGGAGAGAAAUCACCAGUGCAAAGUAUGCCUACAAAGAUUCUGCAACAAGGAAACUUUAAAACGUCAUAUGGUUAUACAUACCGGUGAGAAAAAUCAUAAGUGCGAUCUGUGCGGGAUGGCGUUUCUGCGGCGGAAAAAUCUAAAGGAUCACAUGAGACUGCACGACGUCGUCAUAAACGCUUAG
Danaus plexippus (monarch butterfly) is the source of this 4182-nucleotide messenger RNA. RefSeq names its product zinc finger protein 729-like. Gene Ontology annotation, cellular component: nucleus. NCBI's taxonomy places the organism in Eukaryota, Metazoa, Arthropoda, Insecta, Lepidoptera, Nymphalidae. The coding region runs from base 1 to 4182 and encodes 1393 amino acids. Gene Ontology annotation, molecular function: RNA polymerase II transcription regulatory region sequence-specific DNA binding; DNA-binding transcription factor activity, RNA polymerase II-specific. The record is from RefSeq and is a predicted model, not a curated record. Gene Ontology annotation, biological process: regulation of transcription by RNA polymerase II. The transcript is spliced from 4 exons.